UCCGUAAUAUGGUGACAGACCCCCUUUCACUAGUCUCCGCCAUUUUAAUCUUAUACAACGUUUCAUUUUCUAUUGAAUUUUUCUUUAAUUUGUAUACAUUACAGUUACUCUUCUAAUUAAUUAAUUUAAGUUAAUUCAUCAUGGAUCGUGGUGGAAUGAGAGGUAUGAGAAGAGGUCGUGGUAUGAAUAGCUUUAAAAGUGAUCGUGAUAAUGACUGGAGAAAUAAUAAACCAGUUGGUUACGAAGAACAGCCAAGCCAAGGCACUGGUGGUGGUGGUGGCUAUGGAGGAUUUAAUAAUUAUAGAGGAGGCUCUGGACGAGGCUAUUACAGCGGUGGUAACAGUGGUUUUACAGGCAAUUACGCUGGUGGAGGACGAGGUUACAGUGGAAAUGGUAAUUCAUAUUCUCAUCAGUCUAAUGCUGCAUCGAACUUUAAUUAUAACCGACAAGACGCUGCUGCCUGGACUCGAUUACAGCCUAAGAAUGACAUGAUUGAACAGAGUUUAUUCGGUCAAGGUCAUACUGGAAUUAAUUUUGACAAAUAUGAGGACAUACCGGUGGAAGCAUCCGGUACUGACUGUCCUAAACAUGUCGAAAGUUUUAAAGAAAUUGAAUUUACUGAAAUUAUUCGUCAUAAUGUUGAACUCGCCGGUUACUCUAGACCAACACCAGUUCAAAAGUACGCUAUUCCUGUUAUCUUGAAGAAAAGAGACUUAAUGGCCUGUGCUCAAACUGGUUCAGGUAAAACGGCUGCCUUUCUGGCUCCAAUUCUUAAUAUGAUCUUUGUUAAUGGACCUCCUAAAGAUAUGCCUACUAUACGCUCUGGAGCUAAGAUAAAACAAUACCCCUUGGCUUUAGUUCUUGCACCUACUCGUGAACUUGCUGUACAGAUAUACGAUGAAGCUUGUAAAUUUGCUUAUAGAUCCUGCGUCAGACCCUGUGUUGUUUAUGGUGGAGCUGAUCCAGUUGCCCAAAUGCGAGAUUUAGACAAAGGAUGCCAGGUUUUAGUUGCAACUCCUGGUAGACUGGUUGAUAUGACAGAAAGAGGCAAAGUUGGUCUUGAUAUGGUUCGCUAUCUUGUUCUUGAUGAAGCUGAUCGUAUGUUGGACAUGGGUUUUGAACCUCAAAUUAGAAGAAUUGUUCUACAAGACAGCAUGCCGCCGGUCGGUCAACGUCAGACUCUUAUGUUUUCAGCUACCUUUCCUAAGAAAGUGCAAGAGCUGGCUCGUCAAUUUCUUGACAAUUAUAUCUUCUUAGCUGUCGGUAGAGUUGGAAGUACCUCUGAAAAUAUUACACAAAAAUUUUAUUGGGUUGCUGAAUUAGAGAAAAGAUCAGUUCUUUUAGACAUCCUUGCAGCUGAAGGAUUAAAAGCGGUAGACUCUGCCUCUGAAUCAUUGACAUUGGUGUUUGUUGAGACCAAAAAGGGAGCAGAUUCCCUAGAAACCUUCUUGGACCGUGAAGGAUUUCCAGUAACAAGUAUUCACGGUGAUAGAUCUCAAAGAGAACGUGAAGACGCUUUAAUGUCAUUUAAAACAGGUCGUACACCAAUUCUUGUUGCUACCGCUGUCGCUGCUAGAGGACUUGACAUACCGAAUGUCAAACACGUAAUAAACUUUGAUCUUCCAACCGACAUUGAAGAAUAUGUUCAUCGUAUUGGUCGUACUGGAAGAGUUGGUAAUUUAGGAACUGCUACGUCAUUUUUCAAUGAAAAGAAUAAAAAUAUGGCAGCAGACUUAGUUGAUCUAUUGACUGAGGCUAAACAAGAAAUACCAGAAUGGCUAACAACUCUCGGAAAAGACGUACAAAGUGAACAAAGAAACUCUAAUCAAAGAAAAUAUGGUCAAAGAAGAUAUGGUGCCGGUGGUUUCGGCUCUCGAGAUUAUCGACAAUUUGACAGGGGUGGAGCUCGUUCUAAUGGCCCAAGUAGAAAUGUUUCAAAUGGUUCUUUCGGACAACCCAACAAUUUCGCCGGAUAUAAUGGAGCUGCUCCACCUCAAGGUCAAUACAUGGGCUACCGUGGGGGCAAUUCAUACGGCGGUAAUUACAGUGCUAGCACCGACUGGUGGGGGGCAGUUUGAAUUCAUUUCUGUAUUGUAUGUUAAACAUUGCUUUUUCUUUACCAACUCAGGCGUUAAGGCCAAACGUGAAAAUUUGAUCUUAUGUCUUUCUUACCAUAUAACAUGAUUCCCUUGUAAGAAAGUAAAAAAUCUCAAGUUCAAAACCUUCCAAGACAAUUUUCUUCAAGCUACUAAUCACCUAAAAAAAUUUUGCAGUUUCUUUUUUCACCCAAAGAAAGAAAGAAAAAGAAAGAAAAGAGAAAGAAAAAAAAACUUAACAAAGCAAAGAUAAUUAAACUCAACACAACACACAACACACACAAAGAAACAAAAUCACAUACAUUCUGUUAAAUUGCAACUCAAUCGGAAUAAAUUAAUCCAAUUAAUUAA
This is a messenger RNA of Tetranychus urticae (two-spotted spider mite), 2447 nucleotides long. It is a transcript of the gene bel, whose product is annotated as ATP-dependent RNA helicase bel. NCBI's taxonomy places the organism in Eukaryota, Metazoa, Arthropoda, Arachnida, Trombidiformes, Tetranychidae. Gene Ontology annotation, molecular function: nucleic acid binding; RNA helicase activity; ATP binding. The record is from RefSeq and is a predicted model, not a curated record.